AUGUCGGGUCGCGUGGUGGUUGCACGCCGUGGUGUGCAGAGGGAUUGCUGUUCAGCUUGCUUCACCUUCGAGGAACUAGAGUCUGCGAUGGAUACUCUUCACACACCGGAAAAUGUAUACAUGGAACUUGACAGUGCUGGCCAGUUGACUUGCCGCGGUGGUUGCGCACGAGCGGCCGUACGGGCUACACUUGCUGCUUCUUUACCAGCUGCACAACUGCUACUUGAAGUAGUCAAUGGGAACCUAAGACUUCGAGUUGUGAACGAGGCACCACCACAUGCCGAGUUGACGCUCUGGUUUGACGAAACGACGUUGGCGAUACUGGACAUGCCAUUCCUAACACUGCGGAAUAUUACAGGUAAUAAGAAGAGUUACUCCUGCCACGAGUGCGGCGCUGUAUUCGACAAUCCAAACCCGGUAAAAGUGCAUUUAUUCCUCAAAUGCGGAGAGUACAACGCUGUAUUAUUUUGGAGAAAACUAUUGAAACUCCUGCGCAAGAGUUCAGCAACGUGGGACCGCGUCUCUCCAGGUGUGGAUAUAAAGACUUGGGCUUUACCUCCAGGUCCAGCCGAGUUGGAGACGAUAGCGGCCGCGUGGGGUCGCGCCCGCGAAGGACAUAUCUGCGUGUAUUGCGGUAAAAUGUAUUCGCGUAAAUAUGGACUGAAAAUUCAUAUACGAACGCACACAGGGUAUAAACCGUUGCGUUGUCGGCAUUGCGCCCGCGCAUUUGCCGAUCCGAGUAAUCUUAACAAGCAUGUGCGUUUGCACGCGGCAUCAUCCAGGACACGUACACGCGUAUACAACCCUAGCUAG
Leptosia nina is the source of this 813-nucleotide messenger RNA. The record is from the annotation of a GenBank genome assembly. NCBI's taxonomy places the organism in Eukaryota, Metazoa, Arthropoda, Insecta, Lepidoptera, Pieridae.